Molecule: messenger RNA, 777 nt
Organism: Exophiala xenobiotica
Lineage: Eukaryota; Fungi; Ascomycota; Eurotiomycetes; Chaetothyriales; Herpotrichiellaceae
Exons: 12
Coding region: 1-774 (257 amino acids)
Molecular function (GO): oxidoreductase activity, acting on the CH-OH group of donors, NAD or NADP as acceptor
Source: RefSeq, a predicted model, not a curated record
AUGACGAUCGCUAUCGUGACAGGAGCCUCGAGAGGUAUUGGCCGUGCAAUUGCGUUGCAACUGGCUGAGGAUGGAAUGGAUCUCAAUGACAUUCAGGCGCAGUCAGCAGAUUUGGAGAAUGUGCGAAAGGAGGUCGAAAAGAAAGGGCGAAGGGCGACAUGUGUUAUAGCAGAUGUCACUCAAGAAAGUGAAGUGCAAGAGAUGGUGGCAGCGGUUGUCAAGGAAUUUGGCGAGCUAAAUGUUAUGGUGGCCAAUGCAGGAAUCCUAGUGGCCAAAUCUCUGUUUGAGGUCAGCGUUGACGAGUGGGAUAAAGUGAUGGCGGUCAAUGUCCGAGGCGUCAUGCUUUGCUAUCGUGAAGCCGCGAAGCAAAUGAUCAAGCAAGGUAAAGGAGGCAAGAUUGUUGGUGCCUGUUCAACAGCGGGUCAUCGGCCGUCCGGGGGAGGCGUCAUUGCGUAUGGAACGAGCAAGUGGGCUGUACGUGGUCUCACCCAAGCCACUGCGAUGGAGUUAGGGCAGCACAACAUCAACGUCAACGCAUAUUGUCCAGGACCUGUUCCUACAGACAUGUGGGACAAGAUCGCGCAGAGUGUCUCUGAGCAUACUGGAGUAACACCUGAGGAAGCAUUCAAUAACUCGGUGAAUACCCGAACUGCCCUGAAACGACAUUCGGAACCCGAGGAUAUCGCAAAUCUUGUCAGCUUCCUUGUGAGUCCGAAAGCGAGAAACAUUACGGGCCAGUCUGUGCUCACAGAUGGAGGUAUCGCAUUUGCCUAAAGC